CUCCGCCUAUUUGUUCCACGUCAGAAGAUAUAGGAAGAAGCCUAGCUUAGCUGUUCAGAAACCAACAACAUCACAUCAUCAUACGUAUUUGCCUUGUCUGGUGACGAUCGCUACAUUUUACAUUCGUUUGAUUGAAUGGCAACGACGGAUACUGUACAGUCGAACCAAUAUUUGAAACCAACCUGUGCCGCUUCAUGCAACUGUAAAGGAUAUCGCGAUGUAAGGGAAGCCAGCACACAAACCGACACCAAAGUACAAGGUCAUGGACCCAGGCUGUCCAAGGUUAACCUCUUCACCCUGCUGAGUUUAUGGAUGGAACUUUUCCCCAAGGAGGAACCAGAAGACAUAAACCAGGAUGUCUUUACGCGGGGUACAGGUCUGGUGGUGGUUCGGGACCACAAGGUGGUGGGUCUCCACUGCUCUGGUCCAGAGCUCCACGUGGGGCAGGUAGCUGUGAUAAGACACGGGCCCAGGCUGGCUGCCUCAGACCUCUACUUCUCUAGGAGACCCUGCGCUACCUGCCUCAAGAUGCUUAUCAAUGCUGGGGUGAGCCGCAUCUCCUUCUGGCCUGGUGACCCUGAGAUGAGUCUGCUAGCAGUCAGGCCUAAUGGGACAGACUCCAUUUCCCAGGAGGCCAUGCUGGACGCCAUUGCGUCCGAGAAGCUGAAGUCCAACAGCCGGCCCCACAUCAGUGUGGUGGUGCAGCCCGUGGACCCCGGCCUGCAACAGUUUGUGGAGGAGACCUCCAGGAGGUGUGACUUCAUGGAGAGGGUGUCGGGGGACGACCCCGACUUGGACGCUGGGGACUUCUACUGGAAGCAGAGGAGACGGAACCUGGACACUUUCUCCGAAGAGUUCCUAAUCCCGCACGAACAGUGCCACCGUGACAUUCUCACCAAAAUAGGUCUGGAGAACUUCUGCAUGGAGCCGUACUUCUCCAACCUGCGUCAGAACAUGAGGGAGCUGGUCGGGAUUCUGGCCUCAGUAGCUGCUAGUGUGCCUCUUCUCCAGCAUGGCUUCUACAGGAAGGACUCUCAGCCUGCAACCUCGGAGCAGCGCCAGCCUCAGGGGGUGUCCCAGGAAAUUGCCAGACACUGCAUCGUACAGGCCAGACUUUUGGCCUACAGAACAGAGGACCCUAAGGUUGGGGUUGGUGCUGUCAUUUGGGCAGAAGGGAAAUCAGGUGGUUGUGAUGGCACGGGGCGGCUGUACCUGGUGGGUUGUGGGUACAACGCCUACCCAGUGGGCUCAGAGUACGGAGAGUACCCCCAGAUGGACAACAAAGAGCAGGACCGCCAGAGGAGGAAGUACCGCUACAUCAUCCACGCUGAGCAGAACGCACUCACCUUCAGUCCUUACAGGUCAACGGAGAUGGCAGAGAGGAUGCAAGGAGAGGAAGCAAGGAGGAGUGACGAGAUCCGCGAGGAGGAGAACACCAUGCUGUUUGUGACUAAGUGUCCGUGUGAUGAGUGUGUCCCUCUGAUCCGAGGAGCUGGGAUCAAGCAGAUCUACACCACUGACCUGGACAGCGGCAAAGACAAGGGAGACAUCUCCUACCUCAGAUUCCAUGGCCUCCAAGGAGUCCUGAAGUUCAUUUGGCAGAAGUCCCCUCUGGCCAGGAGAGCCUCUGAACAUGCUGGUCUUCAUCUAACCAAUGGCUGCGUGGGGAAGCAUGGGAGACAGCCUGAACAGGCCCUUCAAUCCAAUAAGAGGUUACGGUCAGCAACAAAUCCAGACCUUUCUCCUGUUUGUUGAACAAUGGUACCUGUAGCUUUCAGUCUGGUUUCCCCAGGCUCUUGUUGGCAUUGGAAACGUUUCAUUUAUCCAAUCGCAUAUCAAUCAGUGAUUCAAGUAAGGAAGGAUGCAUUUUAACAAUGUUGGAAAUUCAAAGGCCUCUUCAUACUCCCCUGUAAUGGACAGUUUCAAGGAGUAAACUCAAGGUGAUUUUUAAAGGACUGACUGUAUAUUCAAAGGAAAUGGUACUACGUAGAUAUAAAAAAAAAAAAAGCAGUAAUUGCAUGUAUAAGUGAACUGUAAAUGCGUGUUUCCUAAUUGUUUGUCUGAAGAGUUUACAAUGAAAGUUGUAUGAAGGCUACUGUUGAUUAUAGCUUUAAGUUUACUGUAGUUCUUCCAGACGUGAAGAAUCCCAGUCACAUCCCAGCCAGUGCAGGCUACCACCACUAUAUUGCACUUUGCCUCAAAGGAUACUAACCUCUAGACCCAUGCAACUGUGCUUUGUCUGUUCUUUUGUUACGUAGUUGGCUCCUACAUCCUUGAAUUGUUUCAUCCUGUUUUGCCAAACUGCUUUUAACUGAUAACAAUAAGCAUCUAACAGCAAAAAAACAAUAUAAAAUAUUGACAAACCAGGAAAACAAUGUAUGCAUUUAUUUUACCGGUGUUGUGGUACAGUAGUGUCAAUGUGAUUUUUUUUUUUAAUGAAAUCCCAUGGUUGAAAAGGGUCAAUAUUACUUUAGUACAGUAUGUUAAGUAAAUCUGUUUUGGCUCAGGUGUAAGUUCCUACUGAUACAGCCUGAAUCUUUUAACUUUCUUGUUAAGCAUUUUAAUCCAACGUCACAGUUUAUGCCAUUCGAAGCCCCGUUUAUACCUGGUGUUAACAUGGGUCCUGUGUCUUGAUCUUGUCCAUAUUCUGAUUGUGACCAUUCCUAGACCUGUGUAGAAUAUUAAAAUUGAUGGUGAUUCUUCCUGACUACCUCCAGAGGUCAUCGAAGACUAAUUGUAUCUUUAUCUUACAAGUGUAAACAGAUCUGGAUUGUCAAACCAUUUUAAAUAGUCCCUCUAAAAUCAUUGAUUCAAGGGAUCAAUAUGUCUUAACAUUGGGAAUCUCAUAAUUUGAAUACAGGGAGGGACUAGGGUUCAAUAGAACUUGAGAAAGGUCAUUGGCAUGGCAAGACAUGAACCUGUGACCUUGUGGUCCCUGUCCACAGCACCAGCAGGAGGGAGGGCACCAUUAUUGUUUUUGUGCAUUUUAUAAAGCUGUUCAUUCCUUUAGUCGUUUUAGAAUGUCAGCAGAUAUGUUGGAAAACAAAAGCCGCAUUGGGAUUCAAACUGGCAACACCAUCUGUCGCAACCUGUUUAACACCCUCCCACAAGCACUCCCCCUCCCUGAAACACUUAAACUCCACCCACUGACAUGUCUAAGCUCUGCCCACUGAACGUUCAUCCAACCAAUUUGUCCCCAGCUACCUCGAGGUGGUCAGGAAGAUCUGUUCACAAUUAAUUAUUGUCUACACUGGUCUAGAAAUGUGGUCAAGAUCAAAUGUUAGCACCAGAUAUAGAACAGGGCUAGAAUGACUGAGUUUCACCAAAACGACAAGGGCAUUGAGGAUACUAUCCCUUGUGUCAAGUCCAAUCUACCAAUUGUAAAAAAAAAAAAAAAUUAAGUAUUUGGCAAUUUUAAAGAACAAUCACUUGUCUGUGGCAUGGUGCCCAUCACAUUUAUUAUUCAAUAUUACAUUGAAGAGCCAUAUUAAUUAGCUCAUUUUCAAUUUAAUGUGAUCGUAACUUACAAGCUCAACCACCACGAUUACAAUAAGCAUUGGCUCAAUUUGUCUGAGGUUAUUUAAUUUAGAUUUCCCCCAAAACAAGCUACAUGUAAAAAAUAAAAUCAAAAUUCAGAGCAAGAUGCUUCUACCUUAUCCAGUUUACUGGUAUGUUAACUUUCCUGGACAAUCACAGUCCUGAGUUUUGGCCUCCUGGUUCCAAGUUUUAUGAUGCGAUCAAUGAACUGCAACAAGUUUUUUUUCAAAGUAAAAUAUUCCUUAACUGCACAACUCAAAUAUAGUGAGUUCAAGGUUCAUUGCUUAAUCACGACUAAUAUGUUCAACCAGACCAUAUUUUUCUAAAUAAGAAUUAAGCUUAGCCUAGAAAAGUAUUUAAAAUACAAAAAAAGGGAAAACAAAGGCACCUCUGUAUGUACCCCUACUGUUAAUGUGUUCCACCAAACAUCCCCCUCCACCAUCCAAAUAAGAAAACAAGUUAAAGAAAUCACUUUCGUACAGAAAAAAAAAAUCUGAGGAUUUUUCUGUCACCCGCAAUGGCACUCACUUAUGGGUUAAAACCAGCUUUUAUACACGACAAAAAACAUGUUUUUUUUAUCAUCAUGAUAGAAUCCUGUUGAACAGGAAACUACUUCAUCAGCUUAAAAUAAACCAAAAAGAAAUAGAUCCUUUAGCGUUGAAUGAUACAGAAAGUGCUACCAGCCAUCUGUGGAGAAUCAAUUAUCAAAACUAUUGAUAACCUUCGUAUAGAAUGACUUAGCAGUAAAAGAAUGGCCCCGCUGAUCACCAGACAUCUAAUAUGUUCCUUGUAAGAUCAAAUUCAGAGUUGUCAUGUCAGAGGACCUGCUACAGCGUUGAAGCAUAACUUAAUUGUGGAAGUACAACCGCAGGAGUAAGACUAGGAGGGAAUGUGAGUCUGAAGAAGAGUUCUACAGAACAUUUGACAAUACCAUUUAGACCCUCUAAUAGAGAAAUAGCAAUUCCUUCUAUGAUUCUGGGUACUUCGGUUGUGCUGUGGUUAGAUUAGGAGAGUAUUAGAAAGAAGUCAGAAAUAUCUAGCUGGCUCGUGCCUGCAAGUGGCAAUGAAAAGAAGAGAACAUUUGCAAAAAAAUAUUUGCGCAAUUAAAGUGAUGACCUGUGGUCUCCACAGCUCACUCAGCCAAUCACCUA
Salmo salar (Atlantic salmon) is the source of this 4688-nucleotide messenger RNA. Lineage: Eukaryota; Metazoa; Chordata; Actinopteri; Salmoniformes; Salmonidae. The record is from RefSeq and is a predicted model, not a curated record.